This is a messenger RNA of Penicilliopsis zonata CBS 506.65, 1047 nucleotides long. RefSeq lists its product as hypothetical. Gene Ontology annotation, cellular component: cytoplasm. Gene Ontology annotation, molecular function: GTPase activity. The transcript is spliced from 3 exons. Bases 1 to 1047 code for a protein of 348 amino acids. The record is from RefSeq and is a predicted model, not a curated record. NCBI's taxonomy places the organism in Eukaryota, Fungi, Ascomycota, Eurotiomycetes, Eurotiales, Aspergillaceae.
AUGCCUUUUGCUCAGCUUGUAAUAGGCCCCCCGGGCGCAGGAAAAUCGACGUACUGCGAUGGUAUGAACCAGUUUCUCGGAGCUAUUGGGAGGAAAUGCUCCAUUGUGAAUCUCGACCCCGCAAACGAUAAGACAUCGUAUCCCUGUGCGCUCGAUGUUCGCGAUCUAGUCACUCUGGAGGAGAUUAUGGCGGAGGAUACGCUGGGACCGAACGGCGGGGUGCUAUACGCACUGGAGGAGUUGGAGCAGAACUUUGAAUGGCUGGAGGAGGGGCUAAAAGGACUUGGAGAGGACUACAUCUUGUUUGACUGCCCUGGCCAAGUCGAACUAUUCACACAUCACUCCUCGUUGCGGAAUAUCUUCUUCAAGAUCCAGAAACUGGGGUAUAGAAUGACCGUCAUCCAUUUAAUCGAUUCGUAUAGCCUGACGCUUCCGUCCAUGUAUAUCUCCGCACUCCUCCUUUCCCUCCGCGCCAUGUUGCAGAUGGACCUACCCCACCUGAACGUCCUGACCAAGAUUGACAAUCUGUCGAAUUACGCUCCGCUGCCGUUCAACCUCGAUUUCUACACUGAGGUACAGGACUUGUCGUAUCUCCUACCGCAUUUGGAGGCCGAGUCAUCACGACUAUCACACGGGAAAUUCGGCGCUCUCAAUAAAGCGAUCGUCGAGCUGGUUGAGGAUUUUGGGCUCGUGGCAUUUGAAACCCUCGCGGUGGAGGAUAAGAAGAGCAUGAUGAACCUGCUCAAGGUGAUUGAUCGGGCCGGUGGGUAUGCGUUUGGCCCUGCAGAGGGCGCGAAUGACACUAUCUGGCAGGUGGCCGUCCGAGAAGGUCUAGGUACUAUGGAUAUCCGAGACGUCCAAGAACGAUGGCUGGAUUCCAAGGACGAAUAUGACGAACAGGAGCGGCAGCAGUGGCAGGAAGACCGUGCUCAAGCAAUUGGUUCUGGCCCUGGAAAUGCUGAACACGCUGGAGACGGCUCUGAAGAUGAUGAUCUAGACCUGGGUCCUCUACCUGAUAGCGGUGUAAAAGUGAUACGAAAGUCAUAA